Messenger RNA from Orbilia oligospora ATCC 24927, 2043 nucleotides. RefSeq lists its product as uncharacterized. The record is from RefSeq and is a predicted model, not a curated record. The transcript has a single exon. The coding region runs from base 1 to 2043 and encodes 680 amino acids. NCBI's taxonomy places the organism in Eukaryota, Fungi, Ascomycota, Orbiliomycetes, Orbiliales, Orbiliaceae.
AUGAAGGUUCUGCAAAGGUUAUGUACAAUCUUCUGCCUACUUUCCCUCGUCUUUGCCCAACAGGACUCCCUCGCUUUCACAGAUCGUGAUUGUACUCAAUAUUUCCGAAAUGUGACUUACACCGAUUCUCCAUGGCUGUGGAGAAGCUACAUCACCAAUUUCGACUACGGUCGCUUCUUCAGACUUAACCCUGCACUGGUCGAUCAAAACUUACCUGAUGAUUCGCAGAACAUAACAAGAAUUUUAUUAGAGGCAUCAAAAACCAAUCGAGUCCGUCCGACGGCUAUCUUAUACCCUUUAGCCGUAUCCUACGAAAAUGUAGUAUCCGUUUGUGGUGCCACAUCAGGGCUUUAUCAGUGGCCUUUGAUAUCCGAUACUUUGACUACAUGGAUCUUACCGCUCUUCGGACUUAUUGUUUCUUUGCCCUGGGAAUCAAACAAACGAGGGCAUACUAUCCUCAUGAUAUUCCGCUGGAUUGGAUCCCCAUUCGCAACUCUCACAUAUAUCUUCUGGAAUCUCCGUGCGAUAGGGCGAGCAGCUACCCUCGCCGACCUUGGAAUCCCCAGGCGUCCUCGCGAAAACGCUACACUGGCACAACCCAAAGAAGUCGGAGAUGAAGAAAAUAACAUCGAACUCGACGGCAUGGCUAAUGGAAAUCAACACUCCUCGGAAGAACACCUAGACCAAAUUGAUCGAGCCCCCGAAGAUUUCGAUCCGGAGAACGAAACAUUCUGCUCCGUCCGCGAUUCGUUCGGUAUUCUCUGUGUGAUGAACCAAUACAAAUUAACUUCCCGUCUACCAAUUUCCGAAUCCACUCUGCGUGGAAAUAUUCUUUCGGCACUUUUCCUCGAUGACGACGUAGCUGGAAAACCAGGUCUUGUCGAAUGGCGUACUUUUGUCGCCGUUGAAAUCCGACGGUGCCGAAAACGCGGUGUAGUCCCCGUUCUAGCGUCAUUAGGAUGGUACUUCUUCGCCCUCGCAAUCUCAAUGUACAAAGCCUUCGGCGACGUCGGUGAUAACGCUACAGCUCAUAACCUGGCUCUGGGGUUAUUAAUGGGCUGGCUCCCCGUUCUCGUUGCAGCCGCUAUUAUCGAUCGAAACAGCGUUGACAGCGAACACGUUGUAAAACUCUUGAAUAAACUGAUGAAAAUGGUUCAUAACCACGAAACUACGUUUACAAAGUUCGUCGGCCAGGGUCGUAGACGGUGGCAUUAUGGGGUUGCACAUCCGGUUUUAUCCAUGUUGGAACGAUACCCGGAACGUUUACAGCGGCCUGUCGAUUGGGCUCGUGUGGCUAAGGGCUGUGUUGAUGAUAACUGGUUGGGGUAUGAGACUCGAACGUUUUCGAUCAAUUACUUUAACAAAUGGGAGUUCGUUCAUAUGAUUGCGGCAUGGUUAACACUUGGGAUGUCAGUCCUUGGUGCUUGGUAUAUCAGUUACAACACCCCAACCGUCGGUCUUGGAUGCAGAAGUUUUAGUUACGUUAUGUUUCUUGUCUUCUGUACAUUCACCGGACUCGUAGAACUGGCACUUUAUCCCACCAUAUAUAGACCAGUUAGAAAGAAGUUUACGGACGAUAUCAUCGGAGAACAGGGGUUCAGAGGUUAUUUACGGACCAAAAAAUUUCGAGGACAGAUGAACGGCGUUCUCGCAGGUCUAGAUAUCAUCUCAACGUUAAUAUUGUUCACAACAGUAUUUAUGCAGACGACCGGUUCCUUCCAAUUCUUCUGGUGUCGGGCAAGUUUAAUCGGACACCGAGGUGGAUAUAUCAUUUUCGAUACGGUUCGGUAUAUCAACCGUUUCUUUAAUGCAAGGAUGUACUGGAUGGUUGGAGCGAUUGUUAGUAGUGUGGUUCCUGGGUUAGGCACCGUAUGGGCUUUGAGGGAAUGGUUAACGCAGAGCUUUUUGUGGAGUAGCGAUGUUACGCUGGCUAGGAGGGGACUAAGGAGGGUUAGGGUUUGGAAGGGGUUUUGGUGGUGGGUGAGGUUAGGUGGGUGGUUGAAUUUGAAGUGGUUGAAGGGAGGAGUUGGGUGGAGGCCUUGA